GCUUCAUGUUUCCUGUCGCAGGUGGUUUAGGCCCCCCUCAAGGGAUGAUUCCUAUGCAACAGCAAGGAUUUCCAAUGGUUCCUGUCAUGCAGUCCAAUAUGCCAGGCAUGAUGGGAAUGAAUUAUGGUUCUCAGAUGCCUCCUGGACCCAUGACCAUGCAGGGUGGCAUGCCCUUAGGGCCGAUGCCAGCGACCGGAAUGCCUUACAUGGGACAGGCUUCUUUCUUGGGAAUGCGUCCAGCAGCCCCGCAGUACACCCCUGACAUGCAGAAGCAGUUUGCAGAGGAACAACAGAAGAGGUUUGAGCACCAGCAGAAAUUCUUGGAAGAAGAAAGAAAACGGCGGCAGUUUGAAGAGCAGAAACAAAAGCUGAGACUCCUAAGCAGUGUGAAACCUAAGACAGGUGAAAAAAGCAGGGAUGAUGCUUUGGAAGCCAUUAAAGGAAAUUUAGAUGGUUUUUCUAGAGAUGCUAAAAUGCACCCGACACCAGCAUCACAUCCCAAAAAGCCAGAUCAUCCCACAUCAUCCCCUUCUGCUGUAUCUGUUUCCCACUCUGCUUUUCUCGAUGAUGAAGAAUUUAGUGACUUUAUACAAGGGCCUGUUGAAAUCCCCAAACUGGUGCCUCAAACCACCUCUCAGCCUUUUCAGCCUUUCCAUUCUGCUGCUGAGGCUGGGCAACUGCUUUCAGAAAAGGCUGUGGUCCAACCUCUCCCUCCAGCCCAGACUCCAGUGUUAUCCAUCCUGCAUGGUACAACUGGGCAGGUUCCUUAUUUUCCUACCUCUGCAUCUUCACCCAAUAUCCAUAAAACAGGCUCUUCCUUGGAGGAGAAAGCCUUAGAUAAUGGCUCAAAUGAAUCUGAACAAGAGCAAACCAAACUUAAAACAUCCGAAGUUGGGCACAAAGCCUCGGCUGCAAGCCAAGUUCAUCCCAGUCUAACCAUCAAUGACUGGGAUGUUGUAGGUGGACAUGAAAGUGGUACCACUGCUGCAGAGGUGCACAAGGUUUCAGAACAAAACAUAGCAGUUGAAGAGUGUGGAGUUGGAGUAUUCCCUUCACAGGACCCAAUUCAGCAAAUGAUGCCUCCUUGGAUUUACAACGAUAGCUUGGUCCCAGAGUUGUAUAAGAAAAUUUUAGAAACCACUUUGACUCCUACUGGAAUAGAUACAGCUAAACUCUAUCCCAUACUGAUGUCAUCUGGAUUGCCCAGAGAGACCCUUGGACAAAUAUGGGCUUUAGCCAACCGCACUACUCCUGGGAAGCUCACAAAAGAAGAGCUCUACGCUGUCCUGGCUAUGAUAGCAGUAACUCAGAGAGGAAUACCUGCAGUGAGUCCUGACGUGUUAAACCAGUUUCCAGCUGCCCCUGUUCCUACUUUAACUGGAUUUCCAAUGCCGCUGCCUGCCACAGUGAGCCAGCAGCCUCUGAUGCCCUCCGCACCGCCGGUCUCCAUGCCUCUUAGCAUUGGGCCGGCCGUGAUGGGAAUGAACAUCACGGCACCAGCGGGCGGAGCUGCAGCACAGCCUUCGGGAGGAUUUGUGCCAUCCUACCCGCCGAGUCAGGUAGUAAAACCAGAAGAUGAUGACUUCCAGGAGUUUCAAGAUGCCUCAAAGUCUGGCUCACUAGAUGACUCUUUCACUGAUUUCCAAGGGGAUGUAGCUGGCUCCUCCAAAGCAGCCAGUUCACAGCACCGGAGCAGUGUUCCUUCUUUACUAAUGCCACUCCCAGGUAAUAAGACACUCUCGUCAACUGAUAAGUAUGCUGUGUUUAAAGGAAUUGCAGCCGAGAAGCCUUCUGAUAGUACAGCUACUUUUGGAGAUUGUGGAGACAAGUAUAGUGCUUUCCGUGAAUUAGAACAACCAUCGGAGAGCAAAUACUUGGGAGAGAACCUUGCAGAAUUCAAGCCUGCAGGAACCGAUGAUGGUUUCACAGAUUUUAAAACCGCUGACAGCAUCUCACCAUUAGAGCCACCUACAAAAGACAAAAAAAAAAACCCUACAUCCUUCCCUUCUCUGCCUGUUCAGUCAAAACAGCAAACACAAGCAAAGACCUCUUUGAAUCUAGCAGACUUGGAUCUCUUUUCCUCUACUGGAGAAAACAAGCAGCCAUCCUUUCCACCUGCAUUUAAUACAUCAAAAUCGGGCUCCUUUCCUCCACCACCCCUUCCAUCUACCGCUGCCCAACCAGCACCCAACAAAAGUUCAAGCUUAGCUGAUGAAUUUGGAGAGUUCAACCUCUUUGGGGAAUUUUCUAAUUGCGCAUCAGCCAGUGGACAAGAUGACUUUGCAGAUUUUAUGGCUUUCAACAAUAGCAGUGGAUUUUCCGAACAAAAAACAGAUGACAAAUACAAUGCACUUAAGCUGGAGGCCGGUCCUGUUCCUCAGUCUGGCUCAUCUGCCAGCACGGUGAAGAGCGGGCAGAGUUCUGCCACUGCUGCUACGCCCACCAAAUACGAUAUCUUCAAACAGCUUUCUCUGGAAGGCCCUGGAGCAGGCUUUGAGGAGGCGAAGGACAACACGCUUUCUUCAGUGAAGAGCGAUGAUGAUUUUGCCGACUUUCACUCUAACAAGUUUUCCACAUGCAACAGCGCAGAUAAGUCCCUGGUGGACAAAGUCGCAGCUUUCAAGCAGGCCAAAGAAGACUCUGCCUCGGUGAAGUCUCUGGAUCUCCCUUCUAUUGGUGGCAGCAGUGUCGGCAAGGAGGAUUCUGAAGAUGCGUUGUCUGUUCAGUUUGACAUGAAACUGGCUGAUGUGGGAGGAGAUCUUAAGCAUGUCAUGUCUGAUAGCUCUUUGGAUUUGCCAACAGUUAGUGGCCAGCAUCCACCAGCAGCAGAUAUAGAUGACUUAAAAAGUGCCCCAUUUGGAAGCUAUAACAGUGGGUCUGCAGUGAGCAGCCUGGCAAGCUAUGACUGGUCCGACAAAGAAGACAUUCAUCAGAGCAAGAAGCUCUCCUCCUUUGUCCAGUCUUCAGGAAGUGGAUCCUCUGCGGCUACUUCUGUUCUUCAGAAGAAGGAGACCUUCUUUGGCAGUUCAGAAAACAUUACCAUGACGACAGUUUCCAAAGUGACAACCUUUUCUAGCGACGAUGCUUUACAGGAUGUUUCCUUUGUAGCCUUUGCAAACUUUAAAGACUCUGGACCAAUAUCCAGCGGUCCAAGUGACGAUGACAUUGGAGACUUUGGUGAUUUUGCAAGACCUUCAUCAGAAGCACAGGAUGCAGCAGCAGCAGCUGACACAAAUCAAGAGGCAGACUUCCUUGCUAGUGAUAUCUCUUCCGAACUGCGAAGAGAAUCUACAGAUGACUUUGGAGAAUUCCAGAGUGAAAAGCCAAAAAUCAGCAAGUUUGACUUCUUGGUGGCAACUUCCCAAGGCAAGGUGAAAUCUAGUGAAGAAAUGAUCAAGAGUGAACUGGCUACCUUUGACCUGUCUGUUCAAGGGUCUCAUAAAAGGAGUUUAAGCCUAGGUGACCGAGAAAUAAGUCGCUCUUCACCUUUACCAGUUUUGGAACAGCCAUUUAGAGAUCGUUCAAAUACUCUAAGUGAGAAGCCUGCUUUGCCUGUCAUCAGGGACAAAUACAAAGACUUGACUGGGGAAGUUGAGGAAAGUGAGAGGUAUGCAUACGAAUGGCAAAGAUGCUUGGAGAGUGCCCUGCAAGUCAUAAAGAAAGCAAAUGAUACCUUAAAUGGAAUAAGUAGUUCCUCUGUUUGCACUGAAGUUAUCCAGUCUGCUCAAGGCAUGGAAUAUUUACUAGGGGUUGUUGAAGUCUACAGGGUAACAAAGAGAGUUGAACUGGGUAUCAAAGCAACUGCUGUUUGUAGUGAGAAACUCCAGCAGCUGCUGAAGGAUAUUGAUAAAGUGUGGAACAACCUAAUAAGCUUCAUGUCACUUGCUGCUUUAACGCCAGAUGAAAACUCACUGGAUUUCUCUUCUUGUAUGCUGCGUCCAGGGAUUAAAAAUGCCCAAGAUCUUGCCUGUGGAGUGUGCCUCCUAAACGUGGAUUCAAGAAGUAAAAAAGAAGAGAAACCUGUGGAAGAGCUUCCUAGAAAAGCCUUUAAUUCGGAAACGGAUAACUUUAAGCUGGCGUAUGGAGGACACCAAUACCAUGCAAGCUGUGCAAAUUUCUGGAUCAACUGUGUGGAGCCAAAACCUCCAGGUCUCAUUUUGCCAGACCUGCUCUGAAAGCAGUUGCACUGAAGAUGGAGUAUCAGGUCGAAUAAUGCAGGACACUUGGGGUAAAUGGUGUGAUAGGGUAAGUGGAAAGGCUUGGGGUGUGGUUAGUGUUUGAAAUGUUUCGGUUUGAUUUUUGUACCAUAAUGGGCUAAAGCCACUGUCACAUACAAAUUGCUCAUGAAGAAUCUCACUUGAAAUGGCUGGGGUUUCAGAAAUAACCAGAAAAAAAUGUAGUGUGGCAAAAAAUGCGGCAUUUCAGUCUUUCUCAAGAUGAAAGCGGGUUAGUCUUUGUAAAAAGCAGUCUGCUAACCAAGUGCAUAAACCUCUGAGAGAGGCCAGUACCUAGCUUCCAAGAAAAACUGAAAUGCUAGACUGAUUUGCAUGGAAGUGACCGCUUAAAUACUUGAAGUACAUAUUUGCAAAUAAAUCUUUUCUUUAAUGUUUUUGGUAUAUGGACCAUGAUGUUUUUCUUUAAAUAUUUGCUGCUAUAAUAUUACAAUGCAUACAAUGCAUGAGUCACAGUAACUUUCAAGGCAAAAUGAAUUAUUGACUUAGAAGGAAUGAGACUGCGGAGAGCCAUCGUAUAUUUAUACUUCCACUGUUCUGUAUUGUAAUUAUACUGUAUUCAUAUGCAUAACUGGUUAGUACUGGGGGAUAAGGACUUGAGAAAAUUCUUGAAAUUUUCCCUAUAAUAUCUGGAUUCUUUAGUACAGGCAGCUGCAUUUUAAAACUUGUAGUCUUUGCUACUCUGUUGUAAAUAUAGACAAACUCUUUCCUUGGACUUGUCCUGAACUACAGAUA
Molecule: messenger RNA, 4967 nt
Organism: Pygoscelis adeliae (Adelie penguin)
Lineage: Eukaryota; Metazoa; Chordata; Aves; Sphenisciformes; Spheniscidae
Gene: SYNRG
Product: synergin, gamma
Exons: 22
Coding region: 6-4175 (1389 amino acids)
Cellular component (GO): clathrin coat of trans-Golgi network vesicle
Molecular function (GO): protein binding
Source: RefSeq, a predicted model, not a curated record